AUCAGCAACAGGAAGUCGUGCCGGUGGCUGAACGACAGCUUGCUUCUGGAGCUCGUCCCUUGUCUUGACGCCGACGAGAUCAAAGGCCUCUUCGCUCCACCACCAUGGGGUGAGGAGCAGCCCAUGUCCGCGUUCUGCAUGACAAGUGCUGCUGCUGGAUGGGAUGUCUUCAGGACCAUCGACAUGGACGUUCAGGCAAGUUUUAUGCAAUUUCACACGAAACAAUCGCCUGCGGAUCGGAAGAACAGUCGUCGUCUGGACCAAGAUGAGGCGAUCGCGCUGAAAGCAUGGCACCGUGUAGAUGGUCAGACAAGAGAAGCUAUCAAGAGCAACUUCCUGCCUCAUCUGCUCGGAAUAUACGAAGCACGAGUGAGGGCCUUCAUCGAGGACACGAGCGGCGACAAGGAUGUGCUCGCGCUGGACGUGCAGGACCCGUUCCAGAGGCUGCUCCUACACGGCGUGUGCGAGUUCUACAAUGUCGUGUCUGAGACGACGAGCAGCACCGUGAGAGAGUGCGGAGGGGAGAAGCUGUGGAAGACGACGAUGAUCACGAAGAGACCGGGCACGGCCGCUCCAUCCAGGAUCACGCUGGUCGAUUUCCUCGCUAGAAGGAAAAAUGGCUCACUGUGACGUACUGACGUUCUGCCUGGCACCCAAUUUUUGUUAUUAUUACUACUCCCUCCAAUCCAAAUUAUUCUAGAUACUUUAUCUAGAUAAAGUUGAAUCAUUUAAUUUGAAGCA
Messenger RNA from Lolium perenne, 741 nucleotides. Lineage: Eukaryota; Viridiplantae; Streptophyta; Magnoliopsida; Poales; Poaceae. The record is from RefSeq and is a predicted model, not a curated record.